AUGAAGUCCCUAUUGCUCUCGCUUGUAUCCAGAGUUGAGGUUCUCAGGAAUUCUGACACUCCCGACGAUUUUCGAUUUGUAAUUUCAUCGAGCUUUAAAAGAAGAUUUGUGAUUUCAUCACAAUCAAAGUCAUCCAAAGCCGUAUCUCUUUUUAUUUGUUCAUACGACGAGAGAUCUGUAGGUAUAACCCCAAGCAAUUCCAAUGCUGAUAAGCAGGGCAAUUUUUUUUUGGUCAAUCCAAAUGAACUUUACACGGGUGAUAAAAAAAACGAUUUGAUCAAUUCCAUAUUAGACCCAAUAGAUGAGUCCGUGUUAGUCUUUUUCUCUUCUGGACUAGUCGUUGCAGCCACGGCAAACGGUUCUGCUUUCGCCGUUGGAAUCAUUGAGGAUGGAAUUUCCCAAGCUCAACCUUCGCCAGAUCAUGAGAUAUUUACCGUUUUUUCUAGGGACGGCAAAAAAUUAUUUCUUUUAGCACCUGGAACCCUUGACACCAUAGCUGUGAUCUUCCUUGAUGAGAAUAAGUCAGAAUGUCCAAUUAAGCAACCAAUAAGUAUCGGUUGGGGUUCAGAAAAAACCCAGUUCCGAGGAACUGGUGCGGCGGCAGUAGAAAGGGCUGCGGCCACCGCCACCACAAUUCUGGAAAAUAAUGGACCUUCUGGGAAUGCCCCUUUGCCGGUAUGCCAGAGUUCACCGCCUGAGAAGCCAAUUUCAUGCCGCUGGCAUCCGGAUUCAUCUAAAUUUGCACUAAUUCUUGGAGAUGGAUCGCUUCGUGUCUAUGGUCGCGAUGCAACCUUUCUCGCAAAAUCUGCAUCUACAGUAUCACUUCCAGGCUCGCCAAUGGCCUGGAAAGGUCAAUAUGGGCAUGGAUUCGGAAUUUUGGCACCUCAUUCUGUUACAAAAAAUGCACUUCAGAUUUGGGAGCCCAACUGCUUGGCAAAUGGAGGCUUUUCCUACUGUCCCCCAAAAUCAAUGCAAAUGCCAGCACAAGCAGAUUCUUUUCAAUUGUCGGCGCUAGCAUGGAACAGCACCAAUACUAUUUUGGCGUUAGGAUAUGCUCUCGGUCAUAUUCAGCUUUGGACAACCACAUGUUUCCAGUUUGACUUGAAAAUGGAGCUCGCAGCCCCACCUGCCACCACAAUGCUGAAAAUGUUUUGGUUAGACAAGGUUGAAGACCUUCUUGUUGUGGUGAGGCGGAGCUCUUCAACGGUGUACCUUGACAUGUUUGCCAUUAACAUGGCUCCGGGACCGAUAACAAUCCCAGAUCCAAAUGCUAUGGUAAUUGUAUCCUCUGGUGAGCAUCUUAGAGUGACCCCCUGCAGCCUUGGUUUAGUCCCUCCCCCAUUAUCUCGUUGGCGGGCAUCGCACCCUGACAAAUGUGCCAUAACCCUAACAGCGUUUAUCGGUCAAGGGCAUCAGAUAGCAGCCCUCACUUCAGAUGCCUCUGAGCUUUUACUUUUUGACGAAGGUCCCUUAAGAGGAGCACCGCUUGGGUCGCCAAUGAAGAUUUCAGGCAAAUUUCACCUGACCCUGAGCCCUGGAUAUACUCUUUUCCCUCACCAAUUGAUCUCUUUGAGUGCAAGCGUUCUUUUGCUCUUUGCCACAAUGUUUCCCAACAAUGGUGGACCAAUUCGCCACGUCUUGUUUUUUAUUAGGCCUAAGGAAACCUUUGUUCCUAACUCUAACUCGCAGAAAACAGAUCUGGCUAAAGAGUGGUGUGGUGAGUUGGUAGAAAUCCCACUACAACUCUCUAAACCGUCCUCUGUUCACGUUUGUGAUGGAAAGGGUACACUACUGGUAUGCUACGCUGAUGGUUCCCUUAUUCAAUAUGUUAUGAAGGCGGAAGUAAUUGCACCGGGGGAAACCGAUGUAUCGUCAAAAAACAAUUUCCUUCCUAAGAUUACCGCCUCCAUGGCCAAAGUUUCUUUGCUAUGUCACGAUAGUCAGUUUGACCUUCAAUGGAAGUUAUUAAAAACAAAAAUCGAUGCCGGUGAUGCAGUUAUACAGUCGCAAUUCAGCUCGUGUAGUGACACGCUUCUUUUACUAACGCGCGGUGGAGUGCUUUGGCUGGUAAAUGAUGGAAUCUACCUCCGACGUCUCCCUGUCCAGGAUGUCACAUCUAUCGCAUUACUCCCAAGAAGCAGGCUACCAGAUGCACAUUUUACUUUGCGAUUUCUGGUAACUGUGCAGAAUUCACAGACGAUGUGCAGUCUGUUUCUUUGUGAUAUUCCAGAAGAUAAAGAUGGAGCUCUUGAGAUACUUGAGCGCCAUCCUUGUGAGCCAGGAUCGACGAUCAUUUCCGCAGUUGGCGAGUCAAGCCCUGUAACCCUUCUGGUGAUGGAUCGGGGGUCUUUGGAACGCGUCUACAUGCGCACGCUUCUUCUUGAACACAUGGAGUACCUUUGCGUAAUCGGUGAUGAAUUCCGCGCAGCAUAUGAGCUAGGUCUGCGUCAUCGUUUGCCUUUAGCGAAGCUUGUACCGCUUCCGGCGCAAAUGCAUGUGGCAGAUCAGCACGGGACCUUUCAGGCUAUCCAUCAUCACUUGAACAGGCUUGUUCAGAGCCUCAGUCCCGACCAAUUAAUACAGAUCAUGGCCGAUAGAUCAGCAACAGCAGAGCAUCGGAAUGCUCUUAAGGCAGCUGUACUUGCAGCUCUUCCGUGCGACGUUGGAACAAUACGUGUCGCCAUAGCUGCGGAUUUGCUUUCUGAUACCGUCGACGAAGCUAUGGCACUUUUCGCCGCGGAAUGGGCGAACCUUGGCUCUGAAGAGCGCACUUUACUUGUUCGUGCAGCAUUGGUUCUGGUCUCUCGUGAAAAAGUAAAUGCUGGAGCAGAAGCAUUAAUGGCUGCUGCCCUUGGUACAUAUUCACUGGCGCUUGCACAGGCCAUCGGGGAAGAAGGUCUGGGUGAUCGUGACCCCCAAGAAUUUAUGGGAUUCAUUUCAAAAUGUUACACUUGUGCGAAUGAACCGCGUCGUCGUUUUCUCAUAGACGAUCGUCUUGGCCGCUCAGAAAGAGCCCUAAGUUGGCUUAUCGAGGAGGCCAGGGUUGGGGGUUCUCUUGAAGCAGAGGGCUGUGAUGCCAUUAAUGAGAUCGUAGCAUAUGUUUUAAAACGCGAUCUUUAUGAGACCGUACUCUUUCAGAGUGAAAAUAGUUUUGUUUUACGAAAAGCUAUCCUUCAAAGCUAUGCGCAAAGAUACGCUACUCCUCGGGCUCUCCUUGCUACGAGGAUGCUCAAAGAGGCCGUAGCCAUUUUUAUGACGCAGGGGGACUUUCUUGGUAUCGCGACGACGCUCUCACUCAUGUCUGCUUCAGAUGCUCUUAGCCUGCAAGUAUCAAUAGGCUCUACGGUGCAACAGUCACCCCAUUCAAUUCUCCUUGCCACGAUAAGCCAAUCUCAAGACGAUUCUUCCCGAAAUGUCGAGGAGGCGGCUGCAGCAGUCUGCUCAGCCAUGCAGCGCAUGCCUAACAAUACCAUUAACGAAAGGGCUACCUCUACCACACAGGCAUCAUCUAAUUCUGCGCUUGACAUAACGUCUAGCCUCAAGGGGAUGCUAUUCGACCCUAAAACCAUGCCGUGGACACAUGGCUGGGAACUGGCGCUGCUUCUUUGUCUCCGGCAGCCAGAAGCCUCCUUGGUAUCUGGGGAUCUUUUACCAGCUUUAAGGAGUGAGGGAUCUCGUUUGCUAGAGCUUCUGACCAUAGGAAUCCUGGGUAACCUACAUCAGGUUGCCCAAGGUCUUGAGAGGCAUCGAAAUCUGCCACAGGUUGGCGAAUUUGAUCUCGCCAUGCAUGUCGAUGACAAUAACGUCACGGGUGCAGACGACUGCUCUGUGAUUUCUCGUGUGUCGACAGUAUCAUGGAAAUCUACGACCUCUUCGAGGUCUUUUACCUCCAAUCGCUCAUCUACAUCGAGCCGAUCAUCCACUUCGAUCUCUUCCACUGCAAAAGCAAUUGCUCGAAAAAAAAAGACCGCUGCAAAGCCCAAUUCUCCUAGGCAUGAGUGGUACUUGAUAAAUGAGGCCAAGUUCCUUGUAGAAACGACAUUGCUCCCACUUGUCCCAUCGUUUUUUGCGUUUGUUGAGGUCUUUUUACUUUGCAUCUCAAGAGAGCUCGGCUCCGCUCUUAAAGAUGGUUGUACAAGGGUUGGACCAAGCGAUAAAACCACUAUUUUUCGAGACUUUCUGGAAAGGUUGCCUCAUGCUCUUAUUAAGGCAUGGGACGAAAACAUGGUAAUACUUGCGGCUAUUCUUGAAAAUGCUCCUGUUAGGAGACGGAUUUCUCCAAGUAGUUCUACUUCCGAAGUCGACGAAAUUUUCAUGGAAUGCUUUGCGGCAUAUGGUGAGCUUCGUACACUUGUGCGCCUCCUCCCACGCAAUACUGAACGGCCUCCAAUUCCCCUCAUCUAA
Messenger RNA from Mitosporidium daphniae, 4404 nucleotides. RefSeq names its product killer toxin insensitive protein 3-like protein. Gene Ontology annotation, molecular function: protein binding; tRNA binding. Gene Ontology annotation, biological process: tRNA wobble base 5-methoxycarbonylmethyl-2-thiouridinylation. Gene Ontology annotation, cellular component: elongator holoenzyme complex; cytosol. The coding region runs from base 1 to 4404 and encodes 1467 amino acids. NCBI's taxonomy places the organism in Eukaryota, Fungi, Microsporidia. The record is from RefSeq and is a predicted model, not a curated record. The transcript has a single exon.